Messenger RNA from Aspergillus melleus, 519 nucleotides. RefSeq lists its product as uncharacterized. The record is from RefSeq and is a predicted model, not a curated record. The transcript has a single exon. Bases 1 to 519 code for a protein of 172 amino acids. Lineage: Eukaryota; Fungi; Ascomycota; Eurotiomycetes; Eurotiales; Aspergillaceae.
AUGUCCCGCCCCGCCAUCCUCACCCGCACACACUCCCUCCUCAACGCCUUCAGCUCCCCCUCAACCCCCCUCCCAGCUCUCCUCUCAAACUUCACCCCCAAUGACCCAUGGGCCCUCGAACACGGCCUCCCCAGACUCGCGCCCUUCCUCGGCCGGAAAUACACCGGCCUCGAGGGCCUAAAGGAAUACUUUACGUUGUUGGCGGAGACGUUGGAGAUUGAGUGGAUGCGAUUUGAGGGGGAGGGGGCGUGGGUUGUUGAUCUUGGUGAACAUCAACAAGGUCAUGGGGAUAAGGAAGGGGAAGGGGAAGGGGAGAGGAAAGUGUCAUUGCGCGGAGAGGCGCGGUUUAAAUGGAAGAGUACGGGGCAGGCGUGGGAAGAGACGUUUGCGUAUCGGAUUGGGUUCGUUGAUGAUGAGGAACGUGGUGGUGAUGAUGUGAAGGUCAAGUCGUAUGAGGUUUGGGCGGAUACGGGGGCUGCUUAUUUGGCGAGGGUUGGGGGUUUGGAUCGGUUGAGUUAG